Cyanistes caeruleus (blue tit) is the source of this 1242-nucleotide messenger RNA. RefSeq names its product LY6/PLAUR domain containing 6B (gene LYPD6B). Lineage: Eukaryota; Metazoa; Chordata; Aves; Passeriformes; Paridae. Gene Ontology annotation, molecular function: acetylcholine receptor regulator activity. The record is from RefSeq and is a predicted model, not a curated record.
UGUGGUGUGGAUCCAUAGGGAAGGAGCUUCCAAGGAUAUUUUCAUGUCAGUUAGAGAGUUAUUCCUGUAGGAAAUGCUGUCCUGGUGAAGAGUUCUGCUCCAGGAAGAUUCUUCUGCCUAAUCCUUCUUUAGAUACUGGCCUGCAGCCAGAAGAAAUCUGGACCAUCCUACGGAGCAGAGGCCUGAGGAGUCUGGAUUUCCAUGUGCAGUGACGCCCAGGAUGGGGCUGUUCCAGCAUGCGCUGGCCGGAGCCGUUCUCCCGUUUCUGAUCCUUUCAGGAAAUUGGGUUUCAGCGGAGAACAUCAACUUUCACAACAUCAGGCCUCCACUGGACCCCACUCCAUUCCCAAACAGUUUCAAGUGCUUUACCUGUGACAACGCGGUGGACAACUACAACUGCAACAGAUGGGCUGAAGAUAGGUGGUGUCCUGAAAGCACUCGGUACUGCCUGACGGUUCAUCUCUUCACAGCCCGCGGGGAGAGCACCUCAGUCACCAAGAAAUGCGCCACCGGUGAGGAGUGUCACCUGGUGGGGUGCCACCGCCGCGGGGACGGCGGCCACACGGAAUGCGUUUCCUGCUGCGAAGGAAUGAUCUGCAACGUGGAGAUCCCCACCAACGCCACCAACGCGGUGUUUGCCGUGCUGCAGGCCCGCAGGACGGCCGGGGCCAGCCGAGACGUGCCCAGCGGGGCCCUGCUGGUGGCACUGGUGGCACUGGUGGCCCUGUCCUGACACAGCACCCUCAGAGCUGCUGGCACAGUCCCCCGGGCCAGGAACCUCCAGGAUCUCCAAGGAGAAGUCACGGAUGUUCCUUCAUCGCUGCAAAUUUAAGGAAAGGCACAUCCUGAACUCCUUGGAUAUUUUAGUGGGAAUCCUUCCCCAUCAGUAUUGAAAAGAAACCCCACAAAAACCCCCUGGUGGGUGGACUCGAGUUUUAAUUCCCUUUUUUCUGAGAAAAAAAGCACAUUUUCUUGCUUUUUUGGGCAGAAGCGUGACAAUCACAAUCAAAAGGAGCUUUGGAUGGAUGAUGUGGAAAGGUGGAAAAUGGAUUUAAACCUUUUUUGUUCAUAAACAGAGCUGAGUUUCUUGGCUUAUCAAGGUGUGUUUGAGCUCACCUUGGUUUCAUGGAGAACACUUGGUUUGCAUAGAAAACAAAUACGAGGUUGGGUUUUUUCCUGCUUGAUCAGGGCUCUCAUUUCCCCUGUCAAUAAUACCAAAUUAAAUCUUCCCUUUCUGUAAAA